AUGGAAACUAACACAGAAAAAGAACAAAAACAAAAACAACGAAGAAAGGAUGAGAUUGGAUCCUCAUCCGAGGACGAACUUCUCGCCUCUAGUCAAGAGACGGUAGUGAGUCCUUCAGGUAGUGGGAAUGAAAGACAUAGCACUCUCCUACCCUCAAAAAGCCCGACAAAUACUCCUCAAUCCGACGCCAAGGCUGGCGACAAUUCGAGGAAAAAAGGCCAAAAAGGAAAAAUUGCCAAGAAUGCUGCUAAUGGUACACCUCAUGAACGCGAUGAAGAUGAUCGCGUCAAAUAUCAAGCUGUGGUGGAUGAGUACCAAAAGUUUUUGGAGACCGCCCCCAGCACAUCCAAAAUGGCUGCUGAAACCGAAAGGUCCAAGCGAAACCGCUCACAGGUUGAGGAUGGUAAAUCGCCAAAAAGGAGGAAGGUAAUAGAAGGCAAAACCACUCCGGGACCUGUAGCCAUCACGACAACUGCCAGAAGACCAUUUAACGAAGUGGUGAAGGACCACCUCCUAAUGGCUCUGGUUACUGAAAAAGAUGGGGCCAUCAACCCUGUAGUAACAGAAUGGGGUGCCAUUGAGUCUAAAUUAACUGAGCUCGUUAUGGAACACUUGCUCACUAACAAAGACGACAAGGUACCCCGUUUUGACUCCAGUGAGAUUCACCGGGGAUACAGGGUGAUCAAAUGCCUGGACGAAUUCUCAAAGGGGUUCCUCAACAAAUGCAUCACUAAGAUUAGAGAUGCAUGGGUAGGUUUAAGCCUUAAACUAAUCCCUGCUGAGGAAAUUCCAAUGAGACCUCGUGCAAGAGUUUGGUUACCAAAGAUGAGCGCCGAAGCACCCAAGAUGUUGGAAUGCCUCAAACGGCAGAAUCCCAACAUACACAUGAAUGACUGGGCUAUCAUCCGCACAGAACAAGGCGAAGGGCACACAUGUCUAAUUCUCGCCAUCACAGAAGCUGGCUCCGUUGAGCUGGAGAAGGUGGGCUUUAGGCUGUUCUUUGGGGUGAGGGGCGCCAAAGUAAAGGUGUUCCGGCCGACAAAAUCGGGGAGUGAAGAGACGGAUGAGAUGGAAGCUGCCAACUCUCUGCUCACUGGCAUGAAACUCUCCGAGCCACCUAUUAAACCUGACAAUGGCACUAAAGAUAGUGCAAAUUAA
Messenger RNA from Lucilia cuprina (Australian sheep blowfly), 1158 nucleotides. RefSeq lists its product as uncharacterized. The record is from RefSeq and is a predicted model, not a curated record. The coding region runs from base 1 to 1158 and encodes 385 amino acids. The transcript has 2 exons. Lineage: Eukaryota; Metazoa; Arthropoda; Insecta; Diptera; Calliphoridae.